CUAAUGGGCUUUCAGAUUGGUCACGGCGAUCGCAGCAUCAACAAUAAUAAUUAAAAAGGCCAGAAUCAAAACCAACGGUGUUGAUAGACCUUAUUCUCUCAUCUGAGUCGUCUCCUAUCUCCUCUCUUCUCCAGCGUCCGAUCCCUUCUCUUUCCUCAUUCUCCCUCCCAAUCCAAUCCUCCUUAUUCUCUCGCGCCUUUUUUACAAAAUCCUCCUCUAAGGUUUUCAAGAUGGCGACGGAGGCACCACCGGCAAGCCCUGGCGGUGGCAGCCAUGAGAGCGGCGAACACAGCCCCCGCUCUAACUCUAAUUUUCGUGAACAAGAUAGGUACCUGCCCAUCGCCAAUAUUAGCCGGAUCAUGAAGAAGGCUCUUCCUGCAAAUGGUAAGAUCGCUAAGGAUGCUAAGGAAACUGUUCAGGAAUGCGUCUCUGAGUUUAUCAGUUUCAUCACCAGCGAGGCGAGUGAUAAGUGUCAGAGAGAGAAGAGGAAGACAAUCAAUGGUGAUGAUUUGCUAUGGGCUAUGGCGACGUUAGGUUUUGAGGAUUAUAUCGAUCCGCUUAAGAUUUACUUGUCUCGAUACAGAGAGAUGGAGGGUGACAGCAAGGGAUCGGCAAAGGGUGGGGAAACGUCUGUUAAGAAAGAUGUUCAGCCUAGUCCAAAUGUCCAGAGUCAAUUUUCUAUGCAAGACAUAUCAUCUUAUUUGGGAACAUUUGGCAAACGAAACCUGGCAGAUUUCACAUCAAGGUGCGUUCUCGCAAGGUGUCAAUUAUGCAAAUUCUCAAGUCCAGCAUAUGAUGGUUCCUAUGCAUGACUCCAAGUAAACUUCUGCUUUCCUUAAUGCAAUGUCAUCGUUUAGAGCCCUAUUUAAUAUCUAGUUCCAUGCUCACAACAAAUACUGUACCAAAAUAUCAAAUCCAAUGUAAACACUAAUGUUAUGAAUUGUUAUGGUUCUCUUGUUGUAUCUAGAGUUAUUCUCUGUUAAUGUUUGUAUAAUUAGGGUAUUUUUUUCGCAGUUGAAUGACCGGGAAAUAUUGUAAAUCUUGUGAGGAUGAGUAUCCUAUUAUUUGUAGACUGGAUAUGUGUUUCUUUGUAUUAUGAAUUGUUUAGAUUACUUCUUAUGCAUUUGUUUCUGCACCA
Jatropha curcas is the source of this 1138-nucleotide messenger RNA. The record is from RefSeq and is a predicted model, not a curated record. Lineage: Eukaryota; Viridiplantae; Streptophyta; Magnoliopsida; Malpighiales; Euphorbiaceae.